Messenger RNA from Cyphellophora attinorum, 795 nucleotides. RefSeq lists its product as uncharacterized. Bases 1 to 795 code for a protein of 264 amino acids. NCBI's taxonomy places the organism in Eukaryota, Fungi, Ascomycota, Eurotiomycetes, Chaetothyriales, Cyphellophoraceae. The record is from RefSeq and is a predicted model, not a curated record. The transcript has 2 exons.
AUGCUAGCCAUCAUCGGACUUGCCGUGCACUUGGCGCUCUCCAACGCCUUGCCAGCGCCUGCCGACGACGACAAUCCAUGCACGAGUUCUGGCCCGGUGACAGAGACAUUCGACGGAUACACCGACACAGUAUCGUACUGCAGCAAUGGAGGAUACUCCCAUGCUCCCACUGACAGCAACGUCGAAUAUGACAACUGGCUCGACGUUCAGGGCAGUGACUUCAAACCCCCGCUGGCAGAGAACGGAGUCGUUCUGGUAUCAACACCACUGAGCAAGGAGCCAAAUUCCGGUGAACCACAAGUCGCCAAGAUCGUCCGCAAGGACGAAAAAGACACUAUUGACCUGCUGAGCUUCGACUAUCAGUGCCGCAUGUACAUCAACAACCCUAAAGACAAGUCCAACGCCUGCAAGGAAUGCUCUAAAUCCAUUCAGUGCACAGUUAAGGCCGAGUGCGCCUCCGCCUUCGGCGAUCCCGUGACCAAGGAACUGGAGUACACGACCAGUGAUGCCCAAGGAGGGAAGAUGAAGACCUUGCCCGUCGGACCCGAUGCCUUCGUGCUGCAUACUUGCAAGGAAAUCGUGUUCACGGCAACCACAGAGGAGAAGGUGGAUGGGCCUAAGUCCAAGUAUCUCCUGGUCUUGACGGCCUUCUUUGACCUCCCAGGCAUACGCCUCAUCUGGCUUGUCUUGGGGAUCCGUAGUCCAGCUGACUAUCUCGCGAACAAGGACACAGUGAAAGGGGUGGCGCUGAUCAUGGACAAUAUCAGGACUGGCGUCACGACUUGUAACUUCUAG